Plectropomus leopardus (leopard coralgrouper) is the source of this 2350-nucleotide messenger RNA. It is a transcript of the gene me1, whose product is annotated as malic enzyme 1, NADP(+)-dependent, cytosolic. Gene Ontology annotation, biological process: malate metabolic process; pyruvate metabolic process. Gene Ontology annotation, molecular function: malate dehydrogenase (decarboxylating) (NADP+) activity; NAD binding. Lineage: Eukaryota; Metazoa; Chordata; Actinopteri; Perciformes; Serranidae. Gene Ontology annotation, cellular component: mitochondrion. The record is from RefSeq and is a predicted model, not a curated record.
CUCGUCUUAAAUGAAGUGAGUGAACAGUCAGAGAGCGACUACAGCUCAGCGGUCAGACCUGCGCAUCCACUUGUUGAGUUCACAACAGUUCACCGUCGCUCUAUUUAAAGAGGCAACAACAUGGCACGCGCUCUGGUCAGACGGGAGUCGGUGGAAACGGAAAUGCACAAGUCCGGAGACACAAGAAAAACCUUCGUUUACACCAAGAAGAGGGGCUACGAUGUUACCCGAAAUCCCCCGCUGAACAAGGGCAUGGCUUUCUCCCUGGAGGAGCGUCUCCAGCUGGGGAUCCACGGCCUACUGCCUCCCUGCUUUAUCAGCCAGGACGUCCAGGUGCUCCGGGUGCUCAAGAACUACGACAUGAAAAAAGACGACCUGGACAGAUAUGUGUUUCUGAUGGGGCUCCAGGACCGCAAUGAGAAACUCUUCUAUCGGGUGCUAAUGUCAGACAUCGAACGGUUCAUGCCCAUCAUCUACACCCCAACUGUGGGCCUGGCCUGCCAGCAAUAUGGACUGAUAUUUAGAAGACCGAGGGGGCUGUUCAUCACAAUCCAUGACCGAGGACACAUUGCUACGCUGCUCCAGAACUGGCCAGAAAAGGACGUGAGGGCGGUGUGUGUGACGGACGGAGAGAGGAUCCUGGGGCUGGGAGACCUGGGCUGCUGUGGGAUGGGCAUCCCAGUGGGCAAGUUGGCCCUGUACACAGCGUGUGGAGGUGUGCUGCCACAGCAGUGCCUUCCUAUCAUGCUGGAUGUGGGCACAGACAAUGAGAUGCUGCUGAAAGACCCUCUCUACAUCGGGCUGAGACAUAAGAGAGUGCGAGGCCAGGCCUACGAUGACCUGCUGGAUGAAUUUAUGAAGGCUGUGUCGGACAGGUAUGGAAUGGACUGUCUGAUUCAAUUUGAGGACUUUGCAAAUGUUAAUGCUUUCCGGCUGUUGAGCAAAUACCGCAACCAGUACUGCACAUUCAACGAUGACAUCCAAGGUACGGCCGCAGUGGCAGUAGCUGGACUCCUGGCAGCUCUCCGCAUCACCAAAAGCAAAAUGAGCGACCAUACCAUUGUGUUCCAAGGCGCAGGGGAGGCAGCGAUGGGGAUUGCUGAGCUGAUCACCAUGGCCAUGGAGAAGGAGGGACUCACUAAAGAAGAGAGUCUGAAAAAGAUCUGGAUGGUCGAUUCCAAGGGUCUCAUUGUCAAGGGUCGAGAUCACCUGACCCAUGAGAAGGAGAGGUUUGCUCAUGAGCACCCACAGAUGAAGAAACUGGAAGAUGUGGUUCGGGAACUGAAACCCACAGCGAUCAUUGGCGUGGCGGCUGUUGCCGGAGCCUUCACGGAGCAGAUCAUCACAGACAUGGCUUCCUUCAAUGAACGCCCGAUCAUCUUUGCCCUCAGCAACCCAACCAGCAAAGCAGAAUGCACUGCUGAGCAGUGUUACACACUCACAGAGGGGCGGGGCAUUUUCGCAAGUGGCAGCCCAUUUGACCCCGUCACCCUGCCUGAUGGGAGGACGUUCCACCCCGGUCAGGGAAAUAACGCUUACAUCUUCCCCGGUGUGGGCCUGGGUGUCAUCGCUUGUGCCGUCCGAAAUAUUACUGAGGAAAUCUUCCUCACUGCAGCUGAGGCUCUUGCUCACCUGGUGACAGACAAUGACCUGGCAGAGGGAAGGUUGUAUCCUCCUCUCAGCUCCAUCAGGGACGUCUCUCUCAAACUGGCUGCUAAGAUCAUAGAGUAUGCCUACGAGCACAACCUGGCCACACUUCGCCCGGAGCCAUCCGACAAAGAAGCGCAUUUGCACUCACUGACCUACAGCACAGAUUAUGAUGAGUUUGCUGUGGACUCGUACUGCUGGCCAGAGGACAGUAUGACUGUGCAGUCAUGCAAACUUUAACGCCCUGGUCAGAAAGACAAAAUGAGCCCUGGUGGACAGCAGUAACUACUGAUAAUGCAACAUCAUCACCAGAAAUGAUUUUGGGAAAUAAAAGAGGCUGUGUGUAGAAUUUUCUCAUUAAUAUAUAACUGUGAAAUUAAUGAUAACAACAAAAGUAGAGUUAUUGCAUUUUAUGUCUUGACGUCCUCCUCUCUGGUAGUGAAAAGUAGUUUAUAAAGUAGUUAAUUUUUAAGUCACUGAAAGGAGGGAAACUGAUAAGUUGUGGAACACAAAGCAGUUUGCAGAACUUAUGAAAUAUUGCACUAAUGGUUGUUAUCACAUUACAUUUUACAAUAAUAUAUUUUUGGAAAGUCCUUCACAGGUUACUUUUAGUUGUACUGUAAUAGAUGGUUACUUUAUGACUGUGUCAGCUACGAUCCAAAAACUCUUUGUCUAUUAAAAAUGGUUUUGAUUAAUGUUUCCA